ACGCAUGUUCCCGACCUUCCAAGUCCGCCUCUUCGGCCUCGACCCUGGCAGCGACUACAUGCUCAUGAUGGACUUUAUUCCCGUGGACGACAAGCGAUAUAGAUACGCCUUCCACAGGUAAGACAGGUAAUUGCUCUCGUGGAUCGUAGCGGGGAAAGCGGACCCGAACUCCCCCCCUCGCAUCCACGUGCACCCGGACUCACCCGCGAAAGGAGCUCAGUGGAUGAAGCAAGUGACGUCAUUCGAUAAGCUCAAGCUCACCAACAAUCAGCUGGAUGAUAAUGGACAUAUCAUCCUGAACUCCAUGCACCGUUACCAACCCCGCUUCCACGUCGUCUACGUCAACCCGAAGACAGAAGAUGUUUCUUCGACCGAAAAUUUCAAGACGUUUGUGUUCCCGGAGACCAAGUUCACGGCCGUCACUGCGUAUCAGAACCACAGGAUAACGCAGCUGAAGAUCGCCAGCAACCCGUUCGCAAAGGGCUUCCGAGACUGCGAUCCGGACGAGUGCGUGGUGGAGGUCCUGAACCAGCUGCAACAACCAGGUGGUGGAGGCGGGGGAGGUGGAGGCGGCGGAGGAGGCGGAAGCGGAGCUGGAUCAGCAGCUGUGGCGGCGCAGCAGAGAGGGAUGCAGCAGAGACAGCAGCAGAGGCAUCCGGGCGUGACUUACCUCUCGUAUCAGAAUUCCGGCGUGAAAGAAGACGAGUGCGACGCAGACGGAGGACUGGUCUCCCGGAUGAUGGGCGGCUCGGCCAUGACGCCCUCGGGGCUCUUGCAGGGCUCUCCUCCCACUCUCACGCCCGGCCUCACCUCCACCUCGCGGGCGGACGGCGUGGGCGCGGGCGGCGGCCAGUGCGCGCCCCUCAACCAGCCGUACGCGGGCGACAUGUGCACGUACGGCCCCAUGUACGGCCCUUACAACUACGGCAGCGUGAAGGCGCGGGGCUCUCCGUACGCGCGCACCUCGCCCGUGUACCCGCCGCCGUACCCCGCGCCGCCGCAGCUCAACUCGCAGCUCUACCGCCAGCCGCCGACCUACCACGACUACUCCUCCAGAUAGAUCGGCGCCGCCGCCCAGCGAACCGAAAGCGACCAACUUCCCGCAGUCCUUCUCUUCCGCUGCUACCUGCUCUCUCCCCGCGGCUGCUGCGGCCGCCCGCGGGUGCGGGUGGGCCUGGAGGAGGCUGCGGACGCCAUGCCGUGCGUGCGACGUGGCCCUUCUUCGGCGGGCUGAGGUGUCGGCGGCGGCCAAGAGGUGGCGGGACCUCCAUUGUGCCUCCGCGCCGAUGUCGAUGACGCGACGCCUCCCGCGCCACGCCCGCGCCCUCCCGCAACUGCAGAGACCGCCACGGCGCCGCUCAAAGCGCCCCGUGGCAAAAGGCAGUUGCAGUUGCCUUUCCCGAUGUGUAAAUACGGCCGAAACUGUGGUCUUGUGGUCAUCAAAUCGCUGUCGUUUGAGUGACCUGCGAGAGAGAGACUUAAUGACAGUAAAUUUGACAUAUUUAACACUGUACUUAAGCGCGGCUGUAAAACCGAUGUGUUCAGUCGUCUCUACAAUAUCCACCUCACUCGCUGGAUGGAAAUGAAUGGUUAUUUAGUAAAGGUGAAUCUUGCUAGCGAAUUCCCAAGUGUCUGGUUGUGACGAACGGCAAGUGAAAGGAAGCUUCAGUGACCGUGAUAAGAAUGUUGCCAGCGAAGACCAGUUUGGAAAAUAUAACAAGAAUACUUCCUUCCUUUUGUAAAAAAAAUUCUAAUAAUCAAAAAUAUAAAUAAAGAUAGCAAAGAAUGGUGCCCAAAAUCCAAAAUAAAACCACUCACAGUGAGAGACACUUUGCGAUAAUUAACGGAAGAGUGUUGAGAUGUAGAUGAAGAUGAUAAGGACAACUGAAGUAUUAAGUGUGACAGCUGCUGAACCUUAUCUGAUGUUGGUGUGAAUGAUAAUGAAUCAACAGUGGUGAAAGUGCAUUAAAGAAGAUGACAUAUCAAACGCUGACAACAGAAUCGGCAAUAAUCAUGGAACUGGAGGGAAAAUAAGCUAAAGAUCAGUGUAUGCAACAGGAUUUGCAAUUUCUCGCUAACUCCAGAUAAUGUAUAGGCUGUGAUAUGUAAGGCUUUUAAGAAUGUCACACGGGAAUAUCUCGUGACAUAUGGUUGAUGUCUUCUCUGCUAUUGACUCGCAAUGACAUGUUAGUAUGUACAAUGAAAAAUGUUAAUUGGCAACCAUCAACAGUGGAUAUUAAUGUGCGAAAUUAUAUUCAGAAAUUUAUGCAGGUAAAGAUAUAUAUGUAUGUAUUGGGAUUUUAUGUGUUGGUUGAAAUGAACUGGAGAAGAAAAGGAAAUAGAGAAACAAACAAUGAAGAGAGAAAAAAGGAAGAUAGGAAGGCAAGUGGACAUUCAUUUGUUAUUUACAGUGUUAUUUUCAACUUCGGUGAUCAGUUAAUAUAAAUAUGAUACUUGUAAUAUUGUCAUUAAUACGCUUUGUACAGUAAUCAGCUAAGUAUGCUACUGUAAAUAUAUAUAUAAAUAUAUAAAUAUAUCAAAACCAGCUGUAUAUAUCGUGUAUUUAUAAUUACUAUCCCUCGUCAGCCUCUUUAGCUUCUUAAUGGUUGGAGAUCUGCUAAACGUCGAGGGAAAAUUGUCAGAUAAUAAAAAGUAAAACAAUAUUGUCAAAUAAUAAAAAAAGGUAUAUAUUA
Messenger RNA from Penaeus vannamei (Pacific white shrimp), 2693 nucleotides. The record is from RefSeq and is a predicted model, not a curated record. NCBI's taxonomy places the organism in Eukaryota, Metazoa, Arthropoda, Malacostraca, Decapoda, Penaeidae.